Cuscuta campestris is the source of this 1644-nucleotide messenger RNA. The record is from the annotation of a GenBank genome assembly. NCBI's taxonomy places the organism in Eukaryota, Viridiplantae, Streptophyta, Magnoliopsida, Solanales, Convolvulaceae.
AUGCUCCUCCUCCUUCCUAUAAAAGGAGGGGUGCCCCCAAUGUGAAGAGGAGGCCAAAUCACUUUCUCCUCUGUCCACUAUACUUUCUCUCUCUAGCAUUUUAUAGUUUUUGUUCUUCAAUAAGCUUUUAAGCUUCCAUUAAUGGCUUCGGAGCUCGAUUCUUGUACCGUGUACACACCCCCGAUAUCAAUAAAAAUCCCCCGUUGGCAAGGUACCGCCAAAAAAGGCCCGUGGUUUUCUCCCGAUUUGGGUUUCCACGUAAAAAUCCCCGUGUUUAUAGUUUGGUGUAUUUUUUAGACCAAUUUAUCGUUUUAGCCGGGCUAAAACGACAUACCGGUCGAUAAUUUACACCAUCAUUUUGGCACCGACCGUGGGACCCGAAAUCUUGCCCAUGAAGUACCACAAAAUCCUGUAUAUCUCUUAUGUACAAAAAAAUGGUGAGAGGAAUAAAAGAAAAGGGGAGGGGAAACUCCCCACUAUAGAGUAGUCACGGGAAAAAAGUAGUGUGUUCGCCCAUGCAGCACUACUUUUUUUACUCCCCCACAUUGCAAAAGCAAAAAAGGAAGAAGUCAGCACCCAGAGCUACAGGAGAUCGAGAUCUAGCCUUCCCCUCACCUUCUGGAGUCCGCCAUAGCUGCUGCUCAGAGCCGCCGCUGCCGCCUCCGCUGCUCAAACCAGCCGCCGCCGCCUCCGCUGCUCAAACCAGACGCCACCGCCGCUGCUCAAACCAGCCGCCGCCUCCGCUGCUCAAACCAGCCGGCGCCUCCGCUGCUCAAACCAGCCGCCACCGCCGCUGCUCAAACCCGCCACUGCCGCUCAGACCUGCCGCUACCGCUGAAUUCAAUCGACGGGAUUGCCGCUGCCGCCGAGCUCAAUCAUCGUUGGUCGUUGGUGCCAUUCACUGCCGUCCACGCCUAGCGUCGGAGGGCUGCAUGAUGCUUCCUAGUGGUUGUACCUGAGCCGCUGGAGUCUAUUUAUAACAAUCUUGGGGUUCACCAUUACUGACAACGGAGUUGGAUUCGUCAUCGACGUUGGUUGAAGCUAAAGCCAAAGUUAACCGCCCAUCUAUUUUUUGCCGGAGGACUAUUCCCGUUCUCUUUUGCCGACAUCACUAGCUGCCCAAGUUCAUCACCACCACACCCUCGGAAGCCGGCAAUUGCCCCUGUCCCAGUGGUCCUUUCAUAGCUCAUGCGGGUUCAUCUUCACCCCCCUUCGGAGUCUAUUUGCGUCGUUACUCUGGAACGUGACUUCUGUCACCGACGCCACUAUUGAGAUCUAUCACCAUCCCUGCCACUGCCGAACUACACCACCGUUACCUGGAGGCUCUAUUUUAGUUCCACCGCUGCCAUUCCAGGUGAAGUUCUCUUGCAGCCUCAGCUGAGUAUAUUAUUAUAUUUGCUGUGACAAACAAAGUAAGAGGGAUGGCCGAAGUGAUGGGUGUUGCCUCCGGUGGGCAUCGCCUUGCGCUCCUCCAUGAUUGGCGAAGAAGGAAGUCAGGGAAGCUUCCUUAUUCGGCCAGGAAGAAUCCGAACAAAUACAAAUAAAUAGUCACUAUGGGAAUGUGGCACACCAUCACAUCUACAAUUUCACUGCCAACACACGCGGAGCCAAACAGCAACGUGCCAAUGAAGAAUUAAAGAUGAU